Messenger RNA from Symbiodinium sp. CCMP2456, 594 nucleotides. Lineage: Eukaryota; Dinophyceae; Suessiales; Symbiodiniaceae. The record is from the annotation of a GenBank genome assembly.
AUGGUUCGACAAUGGCAGAGAAAUCUACGCUCUGAAGCUCGAGGUUUGGACAGAAGCAUCAGGAAAAUCGAGCAGGAGGAAGACAAGAUUCGGAAAGAUAUCCAGGCCAUGGCAAAGCAAGGGGGCGACCCCAAGAGCAUUCAAAUGCUUGCAAAGUCUCUCAUUCGAUCGAGCAAGGCGAAGGAUCGCUUAUACACCUCUAGAUCGAUCAUGCAGUCGGCAGUGGCUGAGCUGGAGACGACUGCAGCGACGAUGCGGCUGUCAGACUCCAUGAGUAAGUCGGCAGAGGUCAUGAAGCAAAUGAACUCCCUCGUCAGGAUUCCCGAAAUGGAGGAAUCGAUCAGCUCCAUGAGGCGGGAGAUGAUGCGGGCAGGCCUCAUCGACGAGUUGAUCGACGAAGGCAUGGAAGAGAUGGACGGACCGGAUCUCGAGGUAGAGGCCGAAGCGGAGGUGGACAAAGUGCUGGACGAUCUGGCCAUAGACGCCUCUGUGCGCAUGGCAAUCUCCAAGCCGCAGGCGGUGGCAGCCCCCGCAGCUGCGACGGCGGCUGCAGUGCCGCAGCGGGCAGCGGCAGCAGCUGGCUACGCUGGCUGA